AUGGACAUGCAACCGACAGACUGGAUGAAACACAAGUUUGAGAGUAUGCGGACUCUAAUGCGCUGGUCAACAAGCACAAAGGAUGAUCUCAUCUUCACUCCAGUGCUGGACCUCGACCUCCUUGACCCAAUAAGCUGGUGCAGCAAUCUCGAAGAAUCAGACUGCGAGUGCUUCGCCAAGGCUCUCAAUGUAUUGCCAGCAGGACGAUGGCAACAAAGAAGAAGCCCACUAUUUCCCAAGAGGCGCGAAGAGAUACCCAGUAGCCUCCAGCUACUGCUGAGCGAAUGCGAGGAUAUACGCAACCAGACCCGCAACCUCAGCCAGGCCCAGUCCCAACUAGAAGUCCUCCUGGUGCUGUUGCUCGUAGCCAAAAAGAGAGCCGAAAGUGCUCGCUCCGACUCCAGCCCCAGCCCAGCUGAGCGUCUUCAUUGGAGUCUCGAGAACCAGGUGACCAUGCCAUACCUGAAAGACGAAACCUACUGCAUGGCAGAGGGGCAGGUCGACUACGUGCUGUGGUACGGCGCCUGGGAGGAACUCGAAACGAAUCUGGUGGUGAGCUGGACUGGCGGGGACAUCGAUGAGCCUCCGUUUUGGAAUCUCGUGGGGAAUAUGGCCAAGAUCCACUGGGCACGCCGCGAGACAGGCCGACAACCGUGCAUCAUCUACGGGAUUAUGACCGACGGCGCGAAAUGGACAUUUGUGUAUAUCAACCCAAAAGGCCGGUAUACCACCCGCGUAAUGCACUGGGCGAAUGACCAGGGCAAGGUCAUUACGAAGAUCAACCAUAUCCUGGACGAGGCGUCUACUCUGGCAGCGACAGCCUCCAAUUGUAAAUCGCCCUUGCAGAUGUCUGUGGGCCAGAGCUCUGGCUGUGCUAUUUUGGAUGUGCUUCGAUCGUCUGGCGAUUCAGAGGAAGAGAGAGACCCAGAGAAUCGGCCCGAUACCGAGAAGAGGGAUGAGGGUAGCUGGGAAGUGUAG
Messenger RNA from Penicillium alfredii, 978 nucleotides. RefSeq lists its product as uncharacterized. The transcript has 4 exons. NCBI's taxonomy places the organism in Eukaryota, Fungi, Ascomycota, Eurotiomycetes, Eurotiales, Aspergillaceae. The record is from RefSeq and is a predicted model, not a curated record. Bases 1 to 978 code for a protein of 325 amino acids.